AUGCACACAGGUACAUCUUCAUCGGGGGCCCCCCUUUGCCGUUAUCUAGGGGCCCCCCCUGCCCCUCUCUCCUACUGUACCCACCUGGGGGCCCCCCGCUGGAUUAGGGGGGCCCCCAACCCUUCUGGGGGCCCCCCUCAAGGGGGGCCCCCCCAGGGGGGCCCCCCUCAUCUGCUUUCUUCUCCUGCUGGGGGCCCCCCCCACCCCCCCCUCUCAUCUCUAGGGGGCCCCCAUCCCCUCCCUCGGUGCCCUCCUGGGGGCCCCCCCCCUGGGGGCCCCCCUUCAGGGGGCCCCUAUACUGUAGGCCUUCCUGGGGGCCCCCCUCCUGGGGGCCCCUUUGCCUGGGGGCCCCCCCCUGGGGGCCCCUCUCCGGGGGGGCCCCCCCCUGGGGGCCCCUACAGUGUAGGCCCUCCUGGGGGCCCUCCUGGGGGCCCCCCUUGGGGCCCCCCAGGGCCCCCCCCUGUAUUCUUUUGGCGGCGGCCAGGGCACCGUCUGCAGGGUGCUGCAGCGAGGGGCCCCACGGGGGCCCCUGGGGGCCCCCAGGGGCCCCCCGGGGGGACCCUAUAUAAUAAGAGAGGAGGAGAGGGGGCCCCCAGGGUUCACUUGGGGGGCCCCCUAGAAGAUGUCGAUGCAGCUAUUGCUUCAUUAAAAGCAGAAGGGUACCCAAUACCGCAGUCGCUGCUGCGGGGGCCCCCAGGGGGCCCCCCCCUGGGGGCCCCCCAUGGGGCCCCCCUCGGGGGGGGCCCCCAAGGGGGGCCCCCUGGGGGCCCCCUGAGGGUACUGAAUGUACUGCUUACAUCUGUAGUGACGGGGGCCCCCUCUGUACAUAUUUUGUUUAAUUUAUUGUGGAGAUAUAGGCGGUUUAUAACACCAGCAAAUGCUGCUGCUGCAGUGAAUCGAUUGCUGCUGCUGUUGCAGCAGCAGCAGCAGCAGCAGCAGCAGCAGCAGCAGCAGCAGCAGCUGCAGCAGGUGCUGGAGAAUCCUGUGCUGCAGCAGCUGCUGCAGCAGCUGCUGCGAAAGGGCCUCUACAAACUACGCAGCAGACAUCUGGCUGUUGCUGCUGGGGCCCUUGCAUCCCUCUGCCGCCAGCAGCAGCAGCAGCAGCAGCUGCUGCAGCAGCAGCAGCAGCAGCAGCAGCAGCAGGUAUUCAAUGUGCUGCAGCACCCGCAUGUUGUUAUGGGGGCCCUCAUCAGGGCCUCCCUGUACCCUAGGGGGCCCCUCAGCCCGCGUGCAUGCAGUGCUGUUGCUUGGUCUCUUACAACCCUCAACCAGCUGCUGCAGCAGCAGCAGCAGCAGCAGCAGCAGCAGCAGCAGCAGCAGUUGCUGCUGCUGCAGCAAGUGCAGAUGCAACUGCAGCAGCGAAGCGGAGUGCAGCAACAAUACUACCAAAUGCAGCAGCAGCAGCAGCAGCAGCAGCAGCAGCAGCAACAGCAGCAGCAACUAGAACAACAGCAGCAACAGCAACAGCUGCAACUACUACAUCACCAACUGCAGCAGCAGCAACUGCUGCUGCAGCAGCUACAGCAGCAACAUAUACAUCUGCAGCAGCAGCUCAAAACCCUCCUCGCAUCCCUACGUCUUCGUCUAUGUCAAUUCCUUGGGGGCCCCCAUCAGGGGGGCCCCCACCAGGGGGGCCCCCACCAGGGGGGCCCCCCCCAGGGGGGCCCCCCCCAGGGGGGCCCCCACCAGGGGGGCCCCCCGCUAGGUGCCUAUACACCUGAAAGCUACAGCGACUGCAUGCAGCCCCGCGAUAUCUGCACGCAGCAGCAGCAGCAGCAGCAGCAGCAGCAGAAGCAGCAGCAGCAGAAGGAGAAGCAUCAUCGUUACCGUUGUGAUCGUCAGCAGCUGCAGCAGCAGGAAGAAGAGCAGCAGCAGCAGCAGCAGCAGCAGCAGCAGCAGCAGCAGCAGCAGCAGCAGGGAUUGAGUGCUGUUGACCUGCGUAUGCUGGCGGAUGCACCGGGUGAGGGAGCAACAGCAGCAGCAGCAGCAGCAGCACCAGGGAGAGCAGCAACCCCACAAGCAGCAGCAGCAGCAGCAGCAGCAGCAGCAAUGCGAGACAGGGAGGCAUCUUUGUCUACUCUUGUUGCUGUUGCUGCUGCGCUAGCUGAAGCAGCAGCACUGCAGCAAGCAGCUGCUGCUGCUGUUGCUGCAGCCCUCUGCAGCAGCAGCCGUCUGCUGCAGCAGCAGCAGCAGCAGCAGCAGCAGCAGAUGAGGGGCCCCUUCGAGUCCCUGUGUCGCUGCUUUUGCUCUUUCUUGUCAACACUAGCGCAGCAGCAGCAACAGCAGCAGCAGCAGCUGUUGCAGCAACUGCAGCAGCAGCAGCAGCGCGAACGAAGGCAGCUGAAGCAGCGGCAGCGGCAGCAGCUGCAGCAGCUGCAGCAGCAGCAGCAGCAGCAGCAACAGGAGCUGCAGCAACAACAGCAGCAGCUGCAGCAGCUGCAGCAGCAGCAGCAAGAAGAGGAGCAAAGGCAUAUGCAGCAGCUGCAGCAGCAACAGCAGCAGCUGCUGCAGCAGCAGCAGGAUGAUAGUAAGCGUAUAUUUAUCGAUUGUCUUCUUUCUUUGCUGCAGCUGCUGGAGCAGCAGCAGCAGCAGCAGCAACAGCAGCAGCAGCAGCAGCAGCAGCAGAACACUGCCCCCUUUAAUCAAUAUGGGGGGCCCCCCUUCCUCUCCCUCCCGCUGCUGCGGCAGCUACUGGGGGCCCUAAAGACAGCAGCAGCAGCACCAACAACCCUGCUGCAGCAGAUAGAUGCAGCAGCAGCAAACCAGCUGCAAGCCCUCCUCAUCAAUACAAAAGACAACCCUUGGGGGGCCCCCCAUAGGGGCCCCCAUAGGGGCCCCCCACUGUACCCUCUAGGGGGCCCCCUGGGGGCCCCCCUACAACAUCCUCAUGGGGGCCCCCUGGGGGCCCCUCUGGGGGCCCCCCUAUCAGCAGCCCUAGGGGGGGCCCCCCAACAGGUCUCUGAAGGGGGGGCCCCCAAGGAAGAGGACGAUAUGAAGAAGAUAGAGGAGCUGCUGCUGCAGAUAUACGGAGAAGCAAACAAACAGCUUGCUGCUGCUGCUGCUGCUGCUGCUGCUUCUGCUGCUGCAGCAGUUGAUGCACCGGGUGAAGAAGCAACAGCAGCAGCAACAGCAGCAGCAACAGCAGCAGCAGCAGGGAGAGGAGCAAUCCCACAAGCAGCAGCAGCAGCAGCAGCAGCAGCAAUGCGAGACAGGGAGGCAUCUUUGUCUACUCUUGUUGCUGUUGCUGCUGCGCUAGCUGAAGCAGCAGCACUGCAGCAAGCAGCAGCUGCUGCUGUUGCUGCAGCCCUCUGCAGCAGCAGCCGUCUGCUGCAGCAGCAGCUGCAGCAGCAGCAGCAGCAGCAGCAGCAGCAGCAGCAGCAGAUGAGGGGCCCCUUCGAGUCCCUGUGUCGCUGCUUUUGCUCCUUCUUGUCAACACUAGCGCUGCAGCAGCAACAGCAGCAGCAGCAGCUGCUGCAGCAACUGCAGCAGCAGCAGCAGCGCGAACGAAGGCGGCUGAAGCAGCGGCAGCGGGAGCAGCUGCAGCAGCUGCAGCAGCAGCAGCAGCAGCAGCAACAGGAGCUGCAGCAACAACAGCAGCAGCUGCAGCAGCUGCAGCAGCAGCAGCAAGAAGAGGAGCAAAGGCAUAUGCAGCAGCUGCAGCAGCAACAGCAGCAGCUGCUGCAGCAGCAGCAGGAUGAUAGUAAGCGUAUAUUUAUCGAUUGUCUUCUUUCUUUGCUGCAGCUGCUGGAGCAGCAGCAGCAGCAGCAGCAGCAGCAGCAGCAGCAGCAGCAGAACACUGCCCCCUUCAAUCAAUAUGGGGGGCCCCCCUUCCUCUCCCUCCCGCUGCUGCGGCAGCUGCUGGGGGCCCUAAAGACAGCAGCAGCAGCACCAACAUCUCUGCUGCAGCAGAUAGAUGCAGCAGCAGCAAACCAGCUGCAAGCCCUCCUCAUCAAUACAAAAGGCAACCCUUGGGGGCCCCCCCAUAGGGGCCCCCAUAGGGGCCCCCCACUGUACCCUCUGGGGGGCCCCCUGGGGGCCCCCCUGCAACAUUCUCAUGGGGGCCCCCUGGGGGCCCCCCUGGGCCCCCCCCUAACAGCAGCCCUAGGGGGGGCCCCCCAACAGGUCUCCGAAGGGUCCCCCCUAGGGGCCCCCCUAGGGGCCCCCUUGACGGCAAACUCUAUAGGGGCCCCCAUGGGGGCCCCUAUAGGGGGCCCCCUAGGGGCCCCCCUAUCAGCCGCCGCAGGAGGGGGCCCCCUAGCAGCAACCCUAGAAGCCCCCAUAGGGACCCCUCUAGGGGGCCCCCUUGGGGGCCCUAUAGGGGCCCCCCUAGUACCCCCCUUGGGGGCCCCCCUAGGGCCCCCCUUGGGGGCCCCCCUAGGGGCCCCCGAAGGGUCUCUCCUAGGGGCCCCCCUAGGGCCCCUCAUCGGGGGCCCCCUGGGGGCCCCCGGGGGGGCCCCCCUAGGGGCCCCCAAGGUGUAUAAGGAGUGGUGUGAGGGUUGGCGUAGUUUGGUGUUUAUAGUUUUUGUGUUUUCUUCGUUGGGGGUACCGUGCCCCCGUUUGCUGCGGCUUGUUGCUGCAGCACUGCAGCAGCAGCAGCAGCAGCUGGUGCAGCAACUGCAGCAGCAGCAGCAGCGACAGCAGCAGCAACAGCAGCAACAGCAGCAACAGCAACAGAAACAGUAUUAUUAUCAACUGCAGCAACACCAUAACCAAUCGCAUCAUCAUCUUCAGCAGCAACAGCAGCAGCAGCAGCAACAGCAGCAACAGCCCCGUUUGCUGCGGCUUGUUGCUGCAGCACUGCAGCAGCAGCAGCAGCAGCUGGUGCAGCAACUGCAACAGCUGCAGCAGCAGCAGCAACAGCAGCAGCAACAGCAGCAGCAGCAACAGAAACAGUAUUAUUAUCAACUGCAGCAACACCAUAACCAACAGCAUCAUCAUCUUCAGCAGCAUCAGCAGCAGCAGCAGCAACAGCAGCAACAGCAACAGCAGCAGCAGCAACAGCAGCAGCAAAAUAUAUAUUUCCCUUCUAUUCUUUUUCCUUUCUCUCCUUCUCUAGCCUCUCACCUUCUUUGGUCUCUAUCCAUGCAAAUUCAGUUCUUUCAUCCCCCCAGUAUCACUCAUCACCAAGGGGGCCCCCAGGGGGGCCCCCAGGGGGCCCCCUUCGGGGGCCCCGCUGGCCAACUGUACCCUGGGGGCCCCCAGGGAGACGACCAGGGGGGCCCCCCAGGGGGUGGCCCCCAAGAGGGGCCCCUACAGGCAAUCCAGCAGCAGCAGCAGCAGCAACAGCAGCAGCAGCAGCAGCAACAGGAACGGAUUCAACAGCUUCAGGAGCAGCAGCACCAUCAGCAGCAGCAGCAACAGCAACACCAGCAGCAGCAGCAGCAGCAGCAGCAGCAGCAGCAGAAGAUAUAA
This is a messenger RNA of Eimeria mitis, 5412 nucleotides long. RefSeq lists its product as uncharacterized. The record is from RefSeq and is a predicted model, not a curated record. NCBI's taxonomy places the organism in Eukaryota, Apicomplexa, Conoidasida, Eucoccidiorida, Eimeriidae. The transcript is spliced from 6 exons. Gene Ontology annotation, cellular component: trans-Golgi network; trans-Golgi network transport vesicle; endosome. Bases 1 to 5412 code for a protein of 1803 amino acids.